AUGACGACCGUUGAAAGAUGGCAGGGGCAACUGCCGUCCCGCCUUAGAGGCGGCGACGGAAGUUCAACCCAGGUGACUACCCAAGAUAGCCCAGAUGUUGAAUGCCCGGAAGGCCUGAGGCACAAGUUCUCAAACUGGAGAGCUUCUGUUCCUUUCCGUUCCUCUCCAACCAUCACAUCGAAACCUGCACAACAGGUAGAUCCCAAGACACCUCAAUAUGAGGAGUCUGAUUCUGGCAUCGGCAUCACCACGCCAUCAUCUCAAGAUCAUCAUAACGAGCCCCUCGGGUUGGAACUGCCUGGAACUGAGCUCAGGCAUUUCGAUAGACCUGUCUCAGACCGACUGAAAGCGCGAUUCUUCGACAUCAAAGUGCUAUAUACCCAACCACUCCUGGACUACAUCCUCAAAAGGAAGAAGGACCCAGGAGAUAUUUCUAUGAAGCUAAAAUACCUGGGACUUAGCUCACUAAGCGCCCAACUCCAUAUCGUCAUUCAAUGCGAAAGAAAGAUCGCCAAGAGAGUGAGGAAAUUCUUCGCGCAAGGUCAUGUUGAAGAGGAGCUCUUGCCUGACUUUCGGGUCUUUGUGCUGGAAAAGGCACUCUUGCGACUGACGGAUGACGAUGUGAUAGAGGUUCUGACAAACUCUGUGCCAGAGAGAACAUGGUGUGGAACGCCUAUCAGAUUGAGACGAGGCAAUGUGUCUGUCAUAGCGACUUUCGGUGGUAUCAUUGUGGUCGAGGCCACCCACAAGCGUCUAGUUGGCUUGACAGCUGCCCAUUCUCUGAAGAACUUGCACAGUCCUCUGUCUAAUCCGCUAUUAACGCAUGACAGGGAAGUCCCGUUCUCUUCCUCCUCAUCGGACGCUUCCGAGAGCGAAGGUGACUCUGAUUGCGACUCCACAAUCACGACUGAAAGUUCAGUGCAGCAUCCCGAGCAUUUGAAUGACAAGGAGCUGGAUACCACUGCAUCUCAAAACACCCUGGAAAUCGGCACCAUCCUUUGCAAUACAUUCAAUGCUCCGAUGGCACAGAACUAUGACUGGGCUAUUAUCGAUUUGAGCCCAGAAGCAAUGUUACCCAACAGAGUAGUCAUCGAUGGACAGUCUGACUCGUCGGAUUUUGAGGAGGAAAGCGACCUUGAACCCAUCAUGUUUCCAGUUGGGAAUCCCUGUGUAUCAGUGUCUAGGCAAGUCAUGGUACUGAAGCGAGGUGCCAAGCCGAUUGGAGAGAUGUCUCUUGACACCUCCUCUGUGCUGAUAUCCCCUGGAUCAUCGUUCGUUGAGGUCUACGAUCUUGCCAUGGAGUAUGGCUGUUCGUUAAGUCCUGGUGACUCCGGCUCAUGGGUAGUCGAUGCGAAGACCUCCGUAUUAUAUGGCCAUGUUGUUUCGAUUGAUGCCUUUGGAGAGGCCCAAGUGAUGCCUAUCCGUUCCACUCUCGACAGCAUCAAGUUGCAGAUGAAUGCCACACGAGUCUUUCUACCGAAUAGUGAUGAGAUCCAAUUGUUGCAGGAGGAGUUGAGGAUUCGGGCACUACCCAACUCGGAAGUUUCACCGGUCAAUGAAGUGUGCGAAAAGCAGGAAGGUACAGAGACUACUCACACAGAAGAUACGAAGGGAGGCCAAGCUGUAUCAUCCCCGCCUUCGACGGAUGCAUCCGAUGUGGCUUUGUCCAAGCGCGCAGUAUCUCGACAAGAUAUUGUUGCACAAAGUCUCGAGAUCGCUCGUGAAAAUCCUGACGGGGCUUCGUAUCCUUCCAUCAGAGAUAUCCUUGAAUCUGCACUGGAAGAGAUAUGGACCAAGUUACAGGAUCAGCCUGACUCGUAUAUUAUGACGAAAGAUGAGUUUGCCGUCUUCAACUUUUUCCAGCACCGCUUCGCCGGCGAUAAAAUGGCAAUGGCUGCUCGAAAGAGAUACUGGCAAGCAGCAGCACUUAUGGACUCUUCGGAGUCUACCAAGACUGAAAGUGGUGAUCUUGCUCAGAUUGACGCUAUUCGGGAGUUGGUUCAGACCUCGUAUCGCCGCAUCAGUACAUAUGGCCCAGAGUUCACCAAUGUUGCAACUAAAUUGUACAAACUUGAAAUGACUCUCAGGCGACUGCGAGAUGAAGUCGCUGAGGAGCAAGAAGAGUUGCCUGUGCACAUCCAACAAUCCUACACAAUUCACCUCUGUUCCUUAGUCGAGGAUUGGGAUUUUGCCAUGAAGCGAGUCAAUUCUUUGCUUGAUACUUAUCAUGAUGAGGAGAUACGUCUUGCAGGGGAGGAGGCUUCCAAGAGCGGUGAACUGAAGCCCAUAGAGCCUAUCUUGGCCGGCAAAAGGAUGGCAAUUGAGCUGCUUCUAGACUCAAUUCAGUUACAAAAGCCUCAAAUUUACGAUCAACGCCAGUCUGACCUUGAAGAAGAAAUCAAAGACAAGGUCGACCAUAUUGCUGCUCACCUCUUCGCCCACUGGAAUACCGGAUCCUUCUCAGGGAGGAACGAUGAUUUAUGGCGACAUUUCAAGGAACUGCUGGAGAAAGAAGGGUUUUCUUCUCAAGUCCUCAUCAAAAGGAAGGAUGUCCUCAUGGCGUAUAUUAACGACCUGGGAUAUAUUGUAGAUACCACGGCCAAGACACUGUCUCAUACUCGUCAACCACUGAAACGAUCUCAGAAAACUGAACCUCGCGACCGAAAAGAGCUAGGUACGGAGGACAAGUCUGAUACAAGUAUUCAAAUGGACGUCAUUACAACGAAGGACAUCAUUGCUCUAGAUGGAAAGGAUUCGGCCAUUCAAGACUUUCGACCUGCAUUUUCAGGAACGGAACUGAACGCUCUGCAACAGGCCUCGUCAGCACAGGCUCCGCCAAUAGGAACUUUUCUCCCAAUGAAGAAAACGUCACCAAGCUAUGUCUCGUUGCCCGUAUACAGUCUAAAUAAUGAUCCGCCCCGUCUUGCUCCAUCCUCUUGGCAUAUGGCCCCCGAUCAAUACGGUAGAAAAAUCGCCGAUGAUGCCCUUUGGACGAAGAUAUCACGCAAACUUGUCAGCGUCGAGGUUCUGCAACAAGCGGAAUUGCGAUACGAAGAAAGGCCAGAUUACGUGGCCAUACUUGGUGUUUUGUCCAGAGUACAAGUGGCAAAGCUCGUUUACGAGAGCAAAGCGACUAUAAACUCCCGUCCUUCACCGCCGUAUCUUGAAGACGGAAGUUCUUCCGGAAAAGGAAUUUCUGUGUUCGCAAAUACCGACGAUGAAGAAGUAUCCUUCAUCCCUUUGAUCGAGGGUAAUAACAAGAGUAACGCAGCUGUUCGAACGCAUCGAAGGGGGACUACCAAGACACGUCAUAGCGAUGUCGCACGGUAUCCGCCGCGCAGAGGGGCCGAAAAGAAGCAAGAAAAGCCCGGCAGUAGACAAGAGAAGUUCAACGGGAGGUAUUACAAUCGAGCUCCCAAAAUCCCAAGGCGUGAUGGACUUCACCACAGCGUAAGGGCUCAUGAUAAGGGUGGCCGAGGUGGUGUAGUUGGAAUCGGCAGCGCUGCAGUAAGCUUGCUCAGCGUACUAUCUGAGGCUGCAUCAACUUUUUAG
This is a messenger RNA of Fusarium musae, 3552 nucleotides long. RefSeq lists its product as uncharacterized. Bases 1 to 3552 code for a protein of 1183 amino acids. NCBI's taxonomy places the organism in Eukaryota, Fungi, Ascomycota, Sordariomycetes, Hypocreales, Nectriaceae. The transcript is spliced from 3 exons. The record is from RefSeq and is a predicted model, not a curated record.